This is a messenger RNA of Sugiyamaella lignohabitans, 819 nucleotides long. It is a transcript of the gene BMH2, whose product is annotated as 14-3-3 family protein BMH2. Gene Ontology annotation, cellular component: cytoplasm. Bases 1 to 819 code for a protein of 272 amino acids. The record is from RefSeq and is a predicted model, not a curated record. Gene Ontology annotation, biological process: signal transduction. NCBI's taxonomy places the organism in Eukaryota, Fungi, Ascomycota, Dipodascomycetes, Dipodascales, Trichomonascaceae. The transcript has a single exon.
AUGUCAAGCACUACCCGUGAAGAUUCUGUCUACCUCGCCAAGCUCGCAGAGCAGGCUGAGCGUUAUGAAGAGAUGGUCGAGAAUAUGAAAGCUGUCACAUCACUUGGCGAGGAGUUGAGUGUUGAAGAGAGAAACCUUUUAUCGGUGGCUUAUAAGAAUGUGAUUGGAGCCCGUCGUGCUUCGUGGAGAAUCGUGUCGUCCAUUGAACAGAAGGAGGAGAGUAAGGGUAACGAGGUACAAGUGGCUCUUAUUAAGGAAUACAGACAAAAGGUUGAGGCCGAGCUUGCCAAGAUCUGUGAAGAUAUCCUCGAGGUUCUUUCGAAAUACUUGAUUCCAUCUGCUCAAACUGGUGAGUCCAAGGUGUUUUACUACAAAAUGCAGGGCGAUUAUCACCGUUAUUUGGCCGAGUUUGCUGUUGGUGAUAAGCGUAAAGAAGCUGCUGAUAAGUCGCUCGAGUCGUAUCAAUCCGCUUCGGAAAUCGCCGGUGUCGAGUUACCUCCUACUCAUCCUAUUCGUCUUGGUUUGGCUCUUAAUUUCUCGGUGUUCUACUAUGAAAUCCUUAACUCGCCCGAUCGUGCUUGUCAUUUGGCCAAAUUGGCUUUUGACGACGCCAUUGCCGAGCUCGACACUUUGUCCGAGGAGAGUUACAAGGACUCCACUUUGAUCAUGCAAUUGCUCAAAGAUAACCUUACUUUAUGGACCGGUGAUAUGUCUGAAGUUGCUCCUGAGGCCCCUGAAGAGCCUGUUGCUCCUGCUGCUGCUGCUGCUUCUGGUGUUAAGGACGAGUCCGAGCCUAAAGAUGCUGCUGUUGCCGAAUAG